AUGUCCGACAUGAGUUUAUCCAAUUCGGCCGAUGAAGAAAUUAAUGAUCAUUAUUCAUAUCAAAAAAAUUUGCAAAUGCAGAAAUCUAAAAAACCCAAAACUACUAUGAAAGUUAAACCAAAAAAACAGAAAUUAAUAAUGGUCAACACAAGCGAUCAAAAUUCAGAAGAUGAAGAAAUUGAUGAACUUUAUAAACAUCGAAAAAAUGGACAAAUGCAAAAUUCUAAAAAACCCAAAACCAUUAUAAAACCUAAACCAAAAAAACAACAAUUUCAGUCGCAUUUAUUGAAACUGGAACAAGAAUAUGAUGGUAUAACAGCUAUGGUCAAUGAAAACUGUAUACGCGUAAAAAAAUCAGAUGGUGGAAAUUUUUGUAUCAAAAUACCCGAAAACAAAACAGCAAGUGAUUAUUUGGUUAUUCAAAAAUACAAAACUUCGGACAUGAAAAAAGUAGAGUCAAAAGACAGAUGGAAAACCUCAACGUUCAACGCAAAAACUAUGCUGAACGAAAAAGAUAAAGCGGACAACACAAUAAUAUUGGCAUUUAAUAAUUUACAAGAUUUAAUUAUGAAUAAGUUUAUGUGUAACGAUGACAAAAAAAUUGAAUCUUACAAAUAA
Molecule: messenger RNA, 618 nt
Organism: Macrosiphum euphorbiae (potato aphid)
Lineage: Eukaryota; Metazoa; Arthropoda; Insecta; Hemiptera; Aphididae
Source: the annotation of a GenBank genome assembly